UGCGGCCGUGUCCUCCUUCCUGCAAGAUCAAGUUCAAGUUGAAGUUCAAUUUCAAGUUUAAGUUCUGCAAAACGCACUUGCUCCAGUUCCUCCAUCAUCCAGCCCACUCUGAUAAAUACUAAAGUCGUAGUUUAGGGUUCCUUUUCAUUCUACUCAGAGAGGGAUAGAGGAUCCUUAACCGGAUCAGCCACUACAGGUUUGGAGUUUUGGAAACAAAAGCAUCUAUAUCCCGACCCUCUGCAUAUCCUUACUGUUUGAGCAAGCUUGGUUUAUCAAAAUGUACAUAAAACAGGUCAUCAUUGAAGGAUUUAAGAGCUACAAAGAACAAGUUGCAACUGAAGACUUCAGUCCAAAAGUGAACUGUGUUGUUGGUGCAAAUGGAUCUGGCAAGUCAAAUUUUUUCCAUGCAAUCCGUUUUGUAAUAAGUGACCUCUUUCAUAACCUGCGCAAUGAAGAUAGGCACGCCUUCCUUCAUGAAGGAGCAGGACACCAAGUUCUAUCAGCUUUUGUUGAGAUUGUAUUUGAUAACUCUGACAAUCGUAUCCCGGUUGAUAAAGAGGAGGUGCACCUACGGAGAACAAUCGGUACAAAAAAGGAUGAAUAUUUUUUGGAUGGGAAGCAUAUAACGAAAACUGAAGUUAUGAAUCUAUUGGAGAGUGCUGGGUUCUCUCGUUCUAAUCCAUAUUAUGUUGUACAACAGGGGAAAAUAGCAUCAUUGACAUUAAUGAAAGAUUCAGAGCGACUUGAUCUACUGAAGGAAAUUGGUGGGACUCGUGUUUACGAAGAACGUCGUCGAGAAAGCUUGAAAAUUAUGCAAGAAACUGGUAAUAAGAGAAAUCAGAUAAUUCAAGUUGUGCAAUACUUGGAUGAGAGGUUGAGAGAGCUGGAUGAAGAGAAAGCAGAGUUGAAAAAGUAUCAGCAGCUUGACAAGCAGAGAAAGUCUCUGGAAUACACCAUUUAUGAUAAAGAACUCAAUGAGGCACGGCGCGAAUUGACCGAGGUGGACGAGGAGCGAAAUGCCAUUUCUGAAGAAUUAGUUAGGAAGUAUAACUCAUCAGUAGAUGAAGAGGAAGAAGUAAAGAGAUUAGACAAGUCAUUUAAAGAUCUCACAAGAGAAGUUCAAGGUUUAAGCCGAGAAAAAGAGACGAUAGAGAAGCAGCGCACAGAAGCUAUUAAGAAGCACACAGAGGUUGAGCUUGAUGUCACAGACCUUGAGGAGAAAAUCUCGGGGAGUAGGAGAGCCAAGGAUGAAGCUGGAAAGCAGCUUGAUGUCUUACGCAGAGAAAUCCAGGCAUCCACAGUAGAGCUAAACAAAAUCAGACCUUUGUAUGAGAAUCAAGUUAAAGAGGAGGAGGAUAUCACGAAAGGAAUUAUGGUACGGGAAAAGCAGCUCAGCAUACUCUAUCAGAAACAAGGGCGUGCAACCCAGUUCUGUUCUAAAGCUGCACGUGAUGAAUGGCUUCAAAAAGAUAUCGAUAAGUACAACAAGGUUCUGUCCUCAAAUGAGAAGCAGGAGAAUCUACUCAAGGAUGAGAUCGGUAAACUUGAAAGAGAUUUGGCAGCAGAAAAUGAGCACGUGAAAGGCCGUGAAACUGAGAUAAAUGCUUUGGAAGCUCGGAUAUCAGGUUAUCGCAAAGGUUUUAAUCAGCAUAAGUCAAAGAGAGACGAGCUUCAUGAUAAGCGAAAGUCAUUGUGGGGGACAGAAAGUGAACUUACAGCUGAAAUUGAGCGUCUUAAAGCAGAAGUUGUGAAGGCAGAGAAAAGCUUAGAUCAUGCUACUCCUGGGGACAUAAGGAGAGGAAUUAGUUGUGUCCGGAGAAUCUGUAGAGAAUACAAAAUUUCUGGAGUGUUUGGUUCAAUUAUCGAGUUGCUCGAAUGCGAUGAAAAUUUAUUUACUGCUGUUGAAGUUACUGCUGGAAACAGCUUAUUCCAUGUGGUGGUUGAAACUGAUGAAAUAUCAACCCAAGUAAUUAGACACCUUAAUGCAGAGAAAGGUGGAAGAGUUACAUUUAUACCUCUGAAUCGGGUUAAGGCUCCUCAUGUCACGUAUCCACGAAGUUCUGAUGUGAUUCCUCUUCUUAAGAAAUUAAAAUAUUCUCCCAACUACGAUCAAGCAUUUUCUCAGGUAUUUGCUAGAACGGUGAUUUGCCGAGAUUUGGAUGUUGCUACCCGUGUUGCUCGUACCGAUGGUUUGGACUGCAUUACUGUCGAAGGUGACCAAGUUAGCAAAAAAGGUGGUAUGACAGGUGGAUUUUAUGAUAAAAGGCGUUCAAAGCUUAAGUUUAUGAACAUCAUUCGACAAAAUGCCAUAUCAAUCAGUGCAAAGGAAAACGAACUUCAUGAUGUCAGAUCUGAACUUCAGAUUAUAGACAAGGAAAUCAAUGAAAUUGUUGCUGAGCAGCAAAAAGAUGACGCUGAGCUGGCGCAUGAGAGAUCAGAACUGGAACAGCUUAAGCAAGAUAUUGCUAAUGCUAACAAGCACAAACAGAACAUCUCCAAAGCUCUUGAGAAGAAGGGAAAGUUGCUUGCAAAUGUACAGACUCAAAUUGAGCAGGUUAAAGCUAAUAUUGCUAUGAAAAGAGAUGAGAUGGGAACAGAACUUGUUGAUCACUUAAGCCCAGAGGAAAAGGAUCUGCUGUCACGAUUGAAUCCUGAAAUAGCAGACCUUAAAGAAAAGCUCAUUGCCUGCAGGGCAAAUCGAGUAGAGACUGAAACAAGGAAAGCAGAGCUUGAGACCAAUCUAUCAACAAAUCUUGUUAGAAGGAAACAAGAACUGGAGGCAGUGAAACAGUCUCCAGAAAUGGAUACGUUGAAUGCUGAAGUGGAAGCAAAGAGACAGGAACUUCAAGAUGCAAAAAUGUUGGUGGAAGAAGUGAAAAAACAGCUGAAAAGAGUUUCUGAGAACAUUGACGAUAGAAACAAGGAACUCAAGAAAAUUAACAAAAAGAAGAGUGAGUUGAAGGCUCGUUUGGAGGAGUAUGAAAAGAGCCGCCAAAAUGAUGAUAAACGAGCAGAACAACUUAUUAGUAGAAAAAAUACUUUACUUGCAAAGCAAGAAGAGUACUCCAAGAAAAUCAGAGAAUUGGGGCCAUUAUCAUCAGAUGCAUUUGAAAUGCACAAGCGAAAGGGCAUGAAGGAAUUAUAUAAAAUGCUGCACAAAUGCAACGAGCAAUUAAAGCAGUUUAGUCAUGUAAACAAGAAAGCACUUGAUCAAUAUGCAAACUUUACAGAUCAAAGAGAAGAACUUCAGAAACGACAACAGGAACUUGAUGCUGGUGAUGAGAAAAUCAAAGAACUUAUAUCAGUACUAGACCAACGUAAGGACGAAUCCAUAGAGCGUACUUUCAAAGGUGUGGCUAAACAUUUUCGGGAUGUAUUUUCUGAACUUGUCCAAGGUGGUCAUGGAUUUUUGAUCAUGAUGAAGAAGAAGGAUGGUGAUCCUGUUGAUAAUGAUUAUGAUGAGGAUGGUCCUCGGCUACCUGAUACAGAAGGGCGUGUUGAAAAAUACAUCGGUGUGAAAGUGAAGGUUUCCUUCACUGGACAAGGGGAGACACAGUCAAUGAAGCAAUUGUCUGGAGGUCAGAAGACUGUGGUUGCAUUGGCACUGAUAUUUGCCAUACAGCGAUGUGAUCCUGCUCCAUUUUACCUUUUCGAUGAAAUAGACGCUGCACUAGACCCUCAGUACCGAACAGCAGUUGGAAAUAUGGUUCGGCGUUUGGCAGAUAUGGCGAGCACGCAGUUCAUUACAACAACAUUCCGGCCUGAACUAGUGAAAGUUGCUGACAAGAUAUACGGGGUGACACACAAAAACCGGGUUAGUCACGUAAAUGUUGUGAGCAUGGAAGACGCGUUAGAUUUCAUCGAGCAUGACCAAUCGCAUAAUGCUGAAUGAUUGGGGUGGGUUUGUAUAGCAAGUAGAGAAUACUAUUACUACCUCCUGGUGCUGCUGGUAUAGAAAGAAAGAAAGAAAGGAAGGUUUCAUCUGUUUGUUUAACCAAUUACUCUCACUGUUGUUUCUUUCUUUCAACUAUUAGUUUCUUUGUUUACUGUACUAAUUACUUAAUGUUAAUUGUUAUGUAUGAAAGCUGUUUUUCAAGACCAUUUUCAUUCA
This is a messenger RNA of Cynara cardunculus var. scolymus (artichoke), 4111 nucleotides long. Its product is annotated as structural maintenance of chromosomes protein 3. Gene Ontology annotation, molecular function: protein binding; ATP binding; cohesin loader activity. The coding region runs from base 278 to 3892 and encodes 1204 amino acids. Gene Ontology annotation, cellular component: chromosome. The transcript has 30 exons. The record is from RefSeq and is a predicted model, not a curated record. Gene Ontology annotation, biological process: mitotic sister chromatid cohesion. Lineage: Eukaryota; Viridiplantae; Streptophyta; Magnoliopsida; Asterales; Asteraceae.